CCGCCGCUCUCCCCUAAGGAGUUCCGUAUCUACAACCGUCUGGCCGAGCACAUGGAGCACUUCCAUACAAGUUUCAAAAUGGAAUACAACACCCUACUGAAAGCCACAGACCCCAAAACCAAAAAACCCCCCCUCAGCCCGAAAGCCCUUUUGACCCACUGCCAAGAAUUUAUGCAUCACUUGGACAUCCACCACAAGAUCGAAGAAACGCACAUCUUCCCGGUGCUGGCGCGGCGGAUGCCGGCGUUCCGCCGCGAGCUGGCGCUGGUGGGGCAGCACCGGGCGAUCCACGCGGGGAUGGACGCGCUGGGCGCGUACGUGGCGGAGUGCCGGGGCGGGGCGCGCGAGCUGGACCGCGCGGAGGUGCGGCGGCUGCUGGAGGGGUUCGGGGGCGUGCUGCUGGCGCACCUGGACGAGGAGGUGUUUGCGCUGCGGGCGGAGAAUAUGCGCUCUUUUUGGUCCAUCAGUGAAAUGUCUGCGUUGCCGAUAUAA
Aspergillus homomorphus CBS 101889 is the source of this 492-nucleotide messenger RNA. Its product is annotated as hemerythrin domain-containing protein. Lineage: Eukaryota; Fungi; Ascomycota; Eurotiomycetes; Eurotiales; Aspergillaceae. The annotation marks the transcript as partial. The record is from RefSeq and is a predicted model, not a curated record. The transcript has 2 exons.